This is a messenger RNA of Rosa rugosa (rugosa rose), 3968 nucleotides long. Its product is annotated as protein SMAX1-LIKE 7-like. The coding region runs from base 450 to 3776 and encodes 1108 amino acids. The transcript is spliced from 3 exons. Gene Ontology annotation, molecular function: ATP hydrolysis activity; ATP binding. NCBI's taxonomy places the organism in Eukaryota, Viridiplantae, Streptophyta, Magnoliopsida, Rosales, Rosaceae. The record is from RefSeq and is a predicted model, not a curated record.
GAAGAAGAAGAAAGGGGAAGAGAGAAUCUAUGCUUAUGCUCUCUUUCACAAUGUGUUGGUGUUAUAUCCCGUACCCCUUCCCCGCCCCCACCACCACUAGAUACCAUACUUGAUAGCUCACACUUGCCACUGCAACCAACUACUGUUUGUUUCUACAGCCGCAGCAUUCAGCUAACAACAUUAAAACAACAACAACAAAAUCUCUCUCUCUCUCUCUCUUUAUCUUCUUCCUGUCCAACUCCCCCACUCGAAUAGUUUAUUCUCAAAAAGUUUCUGAUUAUAUACACACACACUCGCCUAUAUUUUAUUUGUGGGUUUUGCUCAGAGGUCAGAGUCCUUCGAAAUCUCGACGCAAAGACUCUCGUUCUUUAUAUAUAAAGGACACUUCACUUUCUUUCUUUGUUGGGUAUUAUUUAUUUAUUUAUAUAUAUAUAAGUCGCUAGCCGGCGAUGCCGACGCCGGUAGGCGCAGCCAGGCAAUGUUUGACGGAGGAGGCGGCGCGUGCGCUGGACGACGCAGUGGCCGUGGCGCGUAGGAGGAGCCACGCGCAGACGACCUCGCUCCAUGCGGUGUCGGCUCUGCUCUCCCUGCCGUCCUCUGCUCUCCGCGACGCCUGCUCACGCGCCAGGAGCGGCGCGUACCCGUACACGCCGCGGCUCCAGUUCCGGGCGCUGGAGCUGUCCGUCGGGGUGUCGCUGGACCGGCUGCCGUCGUCGACGAAGGCGCAGGAGGAGCCGCCGGUGUCGAACUCGCUGAUGGCGGCGAUCAAGCGGUCGCAGGCGAACCAGAGGCGGCACCCGGAGAGCUUCCACCUGCACCAGAUCCACAGCCAGCAGCAGACGGCGUCGCUUCUGAAGGUCGAGCUCAAGCACUUCAUGCUGUCCAUUCUCGACGACCCGAUUGUGAGUCGGGUCUUCGGGGAGGCCGGGUUCCGGAGCUGUGACAUAAAGCUCGCGAUUGUUCACCCGCCGGUGACGCCGCAAUCCAAUCGGCUGCCUCGGACUCUGUGCCCGCCCAUUUUCCUAUGCAACCUAACGGACUCGGACCCCGCUGCGCGUCGGAGAUUCCCUUUCCCGUUCUCGGGAUUCGAGGAAAAGGACGAGAACUGCAAGAGAAUCGGGGACGUGUUGGUUAGAAAGAGCGGGAAAAAUCCGUUACUGAUCGGCGUUUCCGCCGCUGAAGCUCUCAAAAGGUUCAUUGAAGCGGUACAGAAAGGCAGAGCCUCCUCCCUUUUGCCUCCUGAGGUAAGUAGCUUUAGUGCAGUUUGUAUCGAAGAGGAGAUUUCGGAGUUUGUGGUUGAGGGUGGGAGUGAAGAGAAGAUGGGGUUGAAGUUGAAGGAGGUGGGUCAUUUGGCUCAGCAAUGUUCUGGAGAUGGAGGAGCUGGUGUGAUAGUCAACUUUGGGGAAAUGAAGGCCUUGGUUGAUGACGGGGUGUUGAGUGAUGCUUUGAGCUUUGUGGUGGUUCAGUUGAAGGGGUUGCUGGAGAUUCAUUGUGGGAAGUUGUGGUUGAUCGGCGCGGCGGGGAGUUACGACAUGUAUAUGAAACUUUUGGCUCGGUUUCCGGCUAUCGAGAAGGAUUGGGACCUUCAUCUCCUUCCCAUUAGCUCUUCUAAAGCUUCAGUCGAUGGAGUCUACUCUAAAUCCAGCUUGAUGGGGUCCUUUGUUCCAUUUGGGGGAUUCUUCUCUGGACCAUCUGACUUUACAAAUCCACUGAGCAGCACGAAUCAAUCUUUUAUACGCUGCCAUCAAUGCACAGAGAAGUAUGAGCAAGAAGUUGCUUCUAUUCGGAAAGAUGGAUCAGCCAUUACAGUUGGUGAUCAGUGCUCAACUAGCUCACCUUCUUGGUUGCAAACGAUUGAACUUGACCCUGGCAAGGGAGUGGAUCUUGCAAAGACCAAAGCAGAUAAUACGACAUUGAGUGAAACAGUAUUGGGACUGCAAAAGAAAUGGAAUGAUAUCUGCCGAAAAAUUCAUCAUGGUCAACCAUUCCCUAAAAUGGACAAUUGUCAAGCUGGGUCUCAUGUUGCAUCUCCUGAGGGCUCUCAUACUGCUGCAGAUAGAAGAGAAAGCAGCGGUGAAGAUUCAUCUAUACAGGAAAGCCGAAGUGCAAAACAUCACUGCCUUCCAAUGGACAUGCAAAAGAGUUUUCUGUCAAAACAGAACUUGGUAAUGCAAGUAGCUUCUGAUGCUGAGUAUGCUGGUAUGCAAUCCAAGCAAUUGAUCAGAGAUUCAAAGGGUCAGCAACUUGAACUGGGAAGCCCCUGCCGUUCACCUUUCUCAAUCCCCACUAUGAAUCUUCCCACUGAUCACACAUCAUCCUCAUCUGUCACUUCGGUGACCACAGAUUUAGGAUUGGGAACCUUAUAUGCAUCAACUAGAAAGGGACCAAGAAGUCCCAAGUUGCAAGAUCAUAGAGAGCGUCUCCGACACCUUUCUGGUUCCAUUUCUGCUGAAUUUGAUGCAUUAAGUGAGAAUAGUCCGCACCAAAUAGCCCAGUCCUCUUCCUGCUCUGGAUCUAAUUUUGGUGGGCAGUUUGAUCCAAGAGAUUUCAAGUCACUUAGGAGAGUUCUCACAGAAAAGGUUUGCUGGCAAGAUGAAGCAAUAUGCACCAUUAGUGAAGCUAUAUCCCGGUGCAGGUCUGGUGGUGGAAGGCAUCAUGGUUCAAAAGGCAGAGGAGAUAUAUGGUUGACUUUGAUUGGACCCGACAGGGUUGGAAAGAAGAAAAUUGCUAUAGCACUUGCAGAGUUAAUGUUUGGCACUAGGGAAAGCCUAAUCUCUGUUGAUAUGGGGGAGAGGGGAUGCCAAUCUGACUCUAUUUUUCAAUGGGAAUCCCAAGAUGAUUAUGAUGUGAAGUUUAGGGGUAAGACGGCUGUAGAUUAUGUUGCUGGGGAAUUAAGCAGGAGACCCCAUUCAGUUGUCUUCCUUGAAAAUGUAGAUAAGGCUGAUUUUCUGGCCCAGAGUAACUUGUCCCAGGCCAUUAGGACUGGCAAGUUUCCAGACUCUCACGGCAGAGAAAUCAGCAUUAACAACAUGAUCUUUGUAACGACUUCAGCUACCAAAAAGGGCAGCAAAAAUCACUACUUGGAGAAUGAACCCGUGAAAUUCUCAGAGGAGAUGGUACUUGGUGCCAAGAGGUGUCAAAUGCAAAUACUGAAUAUUGGGGAUGCCAGCCAAACGAAGGGCAUGAAUGUGAGGAUUGCACCAAGAGAAGGAAGCUUAAACUCAUCUUCUGUAAAUAAGAGAAAGCUGAUUGACAGCAGUGCCUCCAUAGAGGAAACCUCAGAGUUACAGAAAAGGGGCAACAAGGCAUCAAGGUCCUUUCUGGAUUUGAAUCUGCCUGUUGACGAGAUAGACGAGGGAAUGAACUGUGGAGAUUAUGACAGUGACUCCAUCUCCGAAAACUCAGAAGCCUGGAUGGAAGACUUCCUUGAUCAAGUUGAUGAAGCAGUGGUUUUGAAGCCAUUCAAGUUCGACGCUCUUGCUGAGAAAUUAGUAAAGGAAAUCAACCAAGAAUUUAAGAAAGUCUUGGGAUCUGAGUAUCAGCUGGAGAUUGACUUUGGAGUCAUGGUUCAAUUACUUGCAGCUUGUUGGUUAUCAGACGAGAAGAAAGCAGUGGAGGAGUGGAUUGAACAGGUUCUCUCCAGAAGUUUUGCUGAAACACGUCAGAGGUAUCGUCUCACUGCUCAUUCUGUAAUAAAAUUGGUUGCCGGUGGAGCACUUUCGGUGCAAGAGCAGACUCCCGGUGUUUGCCUUCCUGCUAGAAUUAGUCUGAACUAAUUUUGUGCUUACUGUGCUUUAUGUAAUUACAUGUAUAAUGUAGCUCUUAGCAUAUAGCACUUGGCAUUAGAAAAGCUUUGUUUUUCUAGUCAAUCUACAUGAUUUUUUGGGUAAAUCAUUCUGUGUUUGUAGAAUGUACAAAUUCCUCUAGAUCUUGGAGAGUUACUUGUCAAGGUUGUAACUUGUACCCUA